GAUAUGGACUAUCAACUGCAAUCGUCAUACACAGAGAGACCAUCGCUAUUUGAACUGUUUGCUCAAGAUGAGCUUACAGAUUUGCUACAGCCUGCUGUGAAAUAUGUUCUAUCUAUUCUAGCUACAAGAUAUCCACGGUACUUACUCAGAUUAGUGAAUAAGCAUGAGGAAUUCUAUGCACUAAUUAUGCUGAUCGUUGAAUCGCACUAUCUUCGGACGCAGAACGCAUCAUUCACCGAGUCUUUUUAUGGUCUCAAGAGGCGUAACAGACCGGCUUUUGAGCCUACGCAUUCUUCUCCAUAUUUAGAUAAGCAUCAUCAAGCAUUCGAUAAGCUCACAAAAGGCCAAAUAUACGGCUCUUUGGUGUUUUUGGUUGGUGUACCAUAUUUACGUACAAAGAGUAAGGAAUUGUACGAUAUAUGGGGCGGUAACACUUCCGGAGAACUUUUCAGAGAUAGCGAGCAUUCUCAACAAGAGGUAUGGAGCACAUACAAGCGUACGUUUAAAAAGGUCUAUCCUUACGCCAAUCUAGCCCUCGAGAGUAUUCUUCUGAGCUACAACUUACGUUAUAUGUUCAAUUCUACGCCAUUCUACCGACCAUGGUUACAAUGGAUGAAUAUAGAUAUCCGUCGAGCGACGCUAGCUGAUUUGGUGUGUCUCAUAUCAAGUAAAUCAUCUAAUAACAAGUCACUUCUACGCAAAAUACCAAGUUACCUACUAUCAUCUCUUAAGACAGCCUUACCAGUGACGUUAUUCAUCUUGAAGUUCCUUCAGUGGUGGUAUUCAAGCCAAUCACCUCGUUUACAGCACGAAGAAGCCAAGAAAGCAAAUGAUUCUCGCACGCCACCGCCUGCGAAGUUGACCAAACAUCCAGAAUCUGCGGUCAAGGAUGCACAUAUUAGAUAUGGCAUAGAUCCACUCACCGGUGAACCACUUGAGAACGCUACUCUAACACCAACUGGGUAUGUAUACAGUUUCAAAAGCUUAUUCGACUAUGUUGAAAAACAUAAUCGUUGCCCGGUCACACUCAAGCCAGUUAAAGUUACGCAAUUGCGUAAAGUUUUAUUGUAA
Wallemia mellicola CBS 633.66 is the source of this 1071-nucleotide messenger RNA. RefSeq lists its product as hypothetical. The coding region runs from base 4 to 1071 and encodes 355 amino acids. Gene Ontology annotation, cellular component: peroxisomal membrane; peroxisomal importomer complex. Gene Ontology annotation, biological process: protein monoubiquitination; protein import into peroxisome matrix. The record is from RefSeq and is a predicted model, not a curated record. Lineage: Eukaryota; Fungi; Basidiomycota; Wallemiomycetes; Wallemiales; Wallemiaceae. The transcript has 6 exons. Gene Ontology annotation, molecular function: protein binding; ubiquitin-protein transferase activity; zinc ion binding.